Pseudonaja textilis is the source of this 415-nucleotide messenger RNA. Lineage: Eukaryota; Metazoa; Chordata; Lepidosauria; Squamata; Elapidae. The record is from RefSeq and is a predicted model, not a curated record.
GGGGCGGAGAAAGAGAUGCCCAGGGAAGGAAGGAAGACCAUGGGGCGAUUCCUCUUGGUGACCCUCAGCUUGCUGGUCGGGGCUUUCUUCCUAAAUGGAGCCAACAGCAGCUGUUGUCCCCAAGAUUGGCUCCCCAGGAAUGGGUUUUGCUACAAGGUCUUCAAUGAUCCCAAGAACUGGGACGAUGCUGAGACGCUCUGCAGGAAAUACAAGCCAGGCUGCCACCUUGCCUCCAUCCAUGGCGGUGAAGAGUCAACUGACUUGGCCGAAUGCGUCUCCGACUAUCUCAGGAAUGGCUGUUAUCUUGGCCCAGGGGGAGGAAACAUCUAGGCAGACCCUUGAACCGCCCCCAGGUCCCCUCUGGUUGGGCUGAAGUAGAGGGUUACACCGUAGGUUGGGUGCAUGGCGAGGUAGC